UUUUCACCUGGCAGCCAUGAAAGGGCAUGUGGAGUGCCUCAGGAUCAUGGUGACACAUGGUGCAGAUGUGACAGCCCAAGAUGGUGCAGGACACAGUGCUUUACAUCUUGCAGCGAAGAACAGCCACCCUGAUUGCAUUAAGAGGUUACUUCAGAGUAAAUGUCCAGCAGACAACACUGACAAUUCUGGAAAAACAGCUUUACAUUAUGCAGCUUCAUGUGGUUGUCUCCAGGCAGUUCAACUUCUGUGUGAACACAAAUGUCCAAUUAACAUCAAAGAUUUGGAUGGAAACAUACCUCUGCUGCUUGCGGUACAAAAUGGUCAUACAGAAGUCUGCAAACACCUUCUGGAUCAUGGAGCAGACAUCAACACCAGGGAUAAAAAUGGAAGGACUGCUUUAAUGAUUGCUUGUGAAGCUGGUAGCCUUAACAUGGUGGAAACCUUCCUUAAGAAGGGUGCAGAUGUCAGUUUAGUAGAUGUCUUUGGACAUAAUGCCCUGCAUUACUCCAAGCUCUCCGAGAAUACAGGGAUACAGAAUCUCCUGUCAUCAAAGUUAUCUCAGGAUGUGGAUACAAAGUCACCAACAAGAGCAAAGCAGCAUGAUCAAGGCUCUAAAUUAAGCUCAGAAAGAAGUGGAACUCCAAAAAAACGCAAAGCCCCACCUCCUCCUAUCAGUCCUAUUCAGAUUAGUGAUUUGUCCUCUCCAUACUCAUCAACAUCGACUCCCAUGACUGGAAAAGGGCAGGCUUUCUUUGCUGAUCAGGUGUACAAGCAAGAAGAAUUCAGCUCCUUGAAUCGAGACAGCAAAGACAGACUGAGUGACAGCACAACAGGUGCUGAUAGUUUAUUGGAUGUGAGUUCUGAAGCUGACCAGCAAGAUCUACUUCUGUUGAUGCAAGCAAAAAUUGCUUCUUUGACAUUGCAUAAUAAGGAGCUGCAGGACAAGUUACAGGAAAGAACACCUAAAGAAGUGGAUUCAACUGUAGAAUCUAAUCAUCCAACUCAAACAGAAUUUGAGCAAACAGCAGGUAGACAAAAUGAGUUCUCAGUUCAGGAGUUUAAGUCUACAUUAAAGGCCACACAAACUCAAGAUAAGUUGACAAGCCCCAGUGAGGUAAAAACAAAGUACCUCCAGGAAGACUUAAAGGAUGUGCAGAGGAGAUUAGAAAAUUCCGAAGACAAAAGAAAGCAGAUAGAAGUUCAGGUCCAGUCUAGAGUCCCAGAAACAGAUCAUUUAAAUAGCACAAACAUUUCAGAAAAUGGUUCCAAUCUUAACCUGAAGUUCCAAGAAACUCAAAACAGGUAUGAGGAAGCUAUGAAAGAGGGUUUGAAUGUACAAAGGCAAAUGAAGCUGGGUCUUGUUUCCUUUGAAAGUGAAGAAACCAGUUGUGAUCUAAAUCGGUUAAAGGUUACAUGUGAAGAAGUUGAAAUGCUUAAGCAAGAGUUGAAGAGAGCCUUGGAGGAAGGUGAAAGACAAAAAGAGAAAGUGAGAGAGCUACAGAAAAAGUUUGAAGAAAGAGAACAGAAUGUGGGAAACAAAUUGUCUGUGGAAGAGUGUGAGGAAAUGAAGAUGUCUUACUGUGCAGUUAUUGAUAACAUUAAUCAAGAGAAAGCAUUGUUGAUUGAGAGGUACAAAGAAGGGCAAGAGGAGAUUAAAAGGCUACAGGACAAGCUGAAAAAUCAGACACAGUUGGAAUCUGGUGCUGAAGCUGGAGAAGUGAAAGAUGGGAUGCACAGAAUGAUAGAUGAGCUCAACAGACAACUUAGUGAACUAUCUCAGUUGUACAAAGAAGCACAAACAGAGCUUGAAGGCUAUAGGAAGAGAAAAACUCAGGAUGAUAUAGCUUUGGACUACAUUCCUAGAGAAGAACAUGAGAAACUGAUGCAACUAACAAGUUCUCUGAAAUACAAAGCAGAGAAUGAGUUAUCAGAAAUGAAAUCCCAGUACACAAAAGUAUUGGAUGAAGCAGAAGAACUAAAGCAACUGUUAGAUUCUCAGAAACAAAACUCUUUGCCCAUUACUGAACACCAGCAGGUGAUGAAUGCACUCAGAAACACUCUGAAGGAAAUGGAGGAAGAAAUAAAUGAGCUCAAAAUACUGCUUACCAACAAGGAAAGUGAAUUAAGAAACUUACAGAAAGAAUUGCUGGAAGAAAAGGCUGCAAUAAAUGAAGCAAUGGUACCCAAGGCUACAUUUGAAAAGCUGCAGUCAUCACUAGAGCGUGAAGUUAGUGUUUUGUCAUCCAAACUGAAGGAUGUAAUCUAUGAGAAGGAAAAAGCGUCCUUAGAUGCCAUGCAACUGAGAAAUGAAGUUUCACACUUGAAAGAAGAGAAAGAAGGUAUGCACACUCUGCUUGAAGCAAAGGAUCGGGAGGUGGCUGGUCUUCAGCAAAAGUACCACCAAGCUCAAGAAGAUCUUCUUCAAAUGAAAAGAUGUUCUGAAAGCUCAUCAAAACUGGAAGAGGAUAAAGAUAAAAAGAUCAACGAAAUGUCCAAGGAAAUCAGCAAAUUGAAAGAAGCAUUGAACAGCCUUUCUCAGCUUUCCUACUCAACCAGUGCCCCUAAAAGACAAAGCCAGCAGCUGGAGGCAUUACAACAACAAGUGAAGCAGUUGCAAAACCAACUGGCAGAAACAAAGAAGCAACAUCAGGAAAUAGUCUCAGUUUACAGGAUGCAUCUUCUCUAUGCUGUGCAGGGUCAAAUGGAUGAAGAUGUCCAGAAAGUGCUGAAGCAAAUUUUGUCAAUGUGUAAAAGCCAAUCACAGAAAAAGUAAACAAAAAACCCUAGGAAAACUCCCAUUGUUUUUUAAUCCUGUUAUGGGUGUUUAUCUAGAUUUGCCUUAACGUAAGAUUUUAAAUUGGCGAUUUGCUGCUUCUGUGUUAUUGUGCUGUUUGUGAGGGGGAUUUUUUGUCUGUCUCUACCACUUCCCAUGUGUGCUCAUGUGUGCUCAUGUGUGCAGUAAGUAAGCACAUGCCUGCCUUUCAUAUCCAAAAUACAAGUAUGUGCUUCAGACUUUACUCGGGCCACUCCUUGUCAUGUUUACCCGAAAGUACUUU
This is a messenger RNA of Nestor notabilis (Kea), 3056 nucleotides long. It is a transcript of the gene RAI14, whose product is annotated as retinoic acid induced 14. Lineage: Eukaryota; Metazoa; Chordata; Aves; Psittaciformes; Psittacidae. The record is from RefSeq and is a predicted model, not a curated record. The annotation marks the transcript as partial. Gene Ontology annotation, molecular function: actin binding. The transcript has 16 exons.